Molecule: messenger RNA, 997 nt
Organism: Frieseomelitta varia
Lineage: Eukaryota; Metazoa; Arthropoda; Insecta; Hymenoptera; Apidae
Exons: 4
Coding region: 462-830 (122 amino acids)
Source: RefSeq, a predicted model, not a curated record
AAUAAUUAAAGUACGUGCACUAAAAAUAUACUAUAAAACUGUAAUUUAUUUGUCUAAUCUAGUAUUAUGUCUUGAUGAAAAUUUAAUUUGUAAUGUCUCCGAUGCUACACAAUCAUUGUUUUAAUUAUGUUACAAAUUUCUUUGUAGGUUCGGACCACGCUUCUCCACGCGCGUACGUAUACACGACACACGAGACACAAACAUACACAUCAUGAGCGCACGUGUAUCAGACGCGAGUAAAAGCAUAAGGAGAUACGUAAAAUGCCACGCCUCCCACUUAUUGAGAAAUUAUUAAUUACCAAUGCAAAAUUUUGCCGAAUUAUUGCUGAUAUAUUUUUCAUUCAUCAGUACAAAAUGUAAUAUCAUCUACAAAGUUGUUUUAUAAAUGUCAUUCUUAAUAACAUGUUCUGCAACGUGUCUCUACACAACGUGGUCUACCAAUCAGAUUUUCACGAACAAAUAUGUUAUGUUGUAAUAAAAAGGAAGAAUUAUGCGUCGACAAUAGCAACUAUGCGAAUCAUGAUAAUAUUCACAUGAAAAGAGGGUGCAUAUUUGAUUGUCACUUUGGUUUGUGUCGAAAUAACGAAGCAUGUUUCAUUCCUAUGGGUUGUAAUACCCUCCAAUCAGUUAAUAAUGUUUCAAUAAGCACAUGCUUAGAACCUUGUCAAUGUGCUGAAGAAAUGGAAUGGAAUUGCUUUACACCACCUAAACCAAGUUGUAAAUGGCUCAAUAAUUUUUGUGAGUUACGUCGCCAAUGGAGUAAUCAUGCUCGCCAACAGAAUUGUAGAUGUUGCAAUUGUAAACAGCGGCAACGAAUUUGCAAAUUUUGAGUACCCGUGAAACUUAUGGUUAUGGAAUUAUUACUUCUAAUAAUUCUAAAUUUGACCAUUUUUUUUCUCAAUUUAUCAAAUACAAAAAUGAAGAGAUAUCACUAAGGAAGUAAUUUAUUGAAUCAUUACAUUCAAAUCUUUUAUGCAUAAAAUGUAACAAGAACUAA